UUAGCUCCCCCCCCCCCCCCAAUUUAGUUUCUUUAUUAACAAAGGAUUUUGAUAAACCCAUUUGUGGUUUUUCCUCUUUUGAUCCGACUUCCACGAGCCUGACAAAUUGUUACUGCUCUCCCAGAUAUACAGAACAAGUAAAAAGCAUGUGAUGCUUAUAUGAUUCAGUGGAAAUUGCUUUUCAACAUGCUUUCUUCAAUUGUUAAAAUGGGAUGGGGAAGCUUUUGCACUGAAAGCAGUUGCUAAACUAAGGUACAAGAACUUGCCAAAUGUUUAUAGGCUGUUAAAUCAUGAGGUCAGUUCUAUUCAUAUGCACAUUUGAAGUUACACUUUAAAGUAUUUAUUGCUUUUGUACAGGCUGGGGUUGUUCCAGAUUGCCUUUAAUGCACACAACUACCUCCCAGAGGAAGACUUGUCCCAUUUUUCCCAAAACAGUCCAUUAUGAACAUAGUGGAAGAUAGCCCUUUCUUGGCUAGCAUCAUGAGGCAGAGUGCUCUGUGUGAUGAGCUGAAGUAUGACCUGUCCUGUGAGCUCUACAGAAUGUCAACGUUCUCGACCUUUCCCACGAACACGCCGGUGUCAGAGCGCAGCCUUGCCCGGGCUGGGUUUUAUUACACGGGUGUGCAAGAUAAAGUGAAGUGCUUCAGUUGUGGCUUGACAUUGGAUAACUGGCAGCCAGGAGAUAAUGCUAUGGAAAAACAUAAGCAGCUGUAUCCUAGCUGCAAUUUUGUUCAAAGAAUGCUUUCAGUUAACAACGUUGGACUGUCAUCUCGUUCUGCCUUUUCACACUCAAACAGUCUCCCACCGUCUCUACAUUCCAUAGGACUUUCUCCAAGUUUAGAACAGGUUGGAUAUUUCAGUGGCUCGUUUUCCAGUUUUCCUCAAGACCCAGUAACUACUAGGGCAGCUGAAGACCUUCCAUUCUUAAGCCCUAAGCUUCACAAUCAUUCUAUGAGGACAGAAGAUGCUAGGCUACGCACCUUUCAGUCAUGGCCACUGACGUUUCUCUCACCCACUGAUCUGGCAAAGGCUGGACUUUAUUACCUGGGGACAGCAGACAAAGUUGCUUGUUUUACCUGUGGUGGUCAGCUUUGUAAUUGGGAACCAAAAGAUAAUGCUAUGUCAGAGCAUCGGAGACACUAUCCCAACUGCCGUUUUGUGGAAAACCUUAUCCGAGAGCAACAGAGUUUCAAUGUUUCAAAUGUGAGCAUGCAAACCCAUGAAGCACGUGUUAAAACAUUCGUAAAUUGGCCAACCAGAAUUCCAGUUCAGCCUGAACAGCUUGCAGAUGCUGGCUUUUACUAUGUAGGUCGCAAUGAUGAUGUGAAGUGUUUUUGCUGUGAUGGCGGGCUAAGGUGCUGGGAAUCUGGAGAUGAUCCAUGGAUUGAGCAUGCAAAGUGGUUUCCAAGGUGUGAAUAUCUGCUUCGUAUAAAAGGAAGAGAGUUUAUAAAUCAAAUUCAGGCCAGAUUCCCCCAUCUCCUUGAACAGCUCUUGUCAACCUCUGAUCCACCUGUAGAUGAAAACCUUGAUCCUCCAAUUAUUUGUUUUGAACCUGGAGAGAGCCAUUCAGAAGAUGCAAUCAUGAUGAACACACCUGUGGUUAAAGCUACCUUGGAGAUGGGAUUCAGUAGAAGGCUAAUAAAGCAAACAGUGCAAAGUAAAAUCUUGGCCACUGGAGAAAACUACAAGACUGUUAAUGAUCUUGUGUCUGAUCUGCUCACGGCUGAAGAUGAGAAGAUUGAAGAGAAAGAAAAGCAGUUGGAAGAAGUGGCAUCAGAUGAUUUGUACUUGAUCCAGAAGAAUCGAAUGGCUUUAUUCCAACGUUUAACAUGUGUACUCCCAAUCCUCGGCAGUUUACUAUCAGCUAAAGUGAUAACAGAACUUGAGCAUGAUGUUAUUAAGCAGAAGACUCAGAUACCAUUGCAGGCAAGGGAACUGAUAGAUACAAUUUUAGUGAAAGGAAAUGAAGCAGCCAGCAUCUUCAGGAACUGUCUACGAGAUUGUGACCCUGUGCUCUACAAGGAUUUAUUUGUGGAGAAGACCAUCAAGUAUGUUCCCACAGAAGAUGUUUCAGGUUUACCUAUGGAAGAACAAUUAAGAAGAUUGCAAGAGGAAAGAACGUGUAAAGUUUGCAUGGACAAAGAAGUUUCUAUUGUUUUUAUUCCAUGUGGUCACUUAGUGGUGUGCAAAGAAUGUGCACCAUCCCUUAGGAAAUGCCCUAUUUGCAGGGGGACAAUAAAGGGUACAGUCCGGACAUUUCUUUCGUAAAGAGGGAAAUUUGCAAAAUGUCUUUGUUCUGCCAUCCUCCAGCUGCUGAGGCUUAACAUAGCAGUAUCUUAAGAAUGGAAAACUGGGGUACAGAAGAGGACUAAUCAACUACCUAACAAAGUUUUGUGAUAGUAAAGUGUAUCCUCAUUACGAUGUGUGUAUGAUUAUGUAUAGAAGGCCUUCAGUGCCAAAGAUUCUCUGUUUAUAAAACUAACUCGAUAUUAGGGUGAGGUUUUUGUGGCGUUCCUUUCUGAGCAGGGAAAAUAGUUUCACUUGCGUCACUUUUAUUCAAAGAAGUUUUUUGUUAAGUUGCUAAAACGGAGUUUGGCAUAACUCUUCUUAAGAGUUUCCUCCAUGUGGAUGUGAGGAAAUAUACUAAAAUUGCUAUUAUUAAUAGUUAAUGUUAAUUAACUUAAGCUACUUCUGCUUUAGCUUUCUUCUCGACUUAAGGAGAAAAGAGGCUAACUGUUGCAGGAAGAGCAGGACUUCUAAAGUUUUUUUCAUGUCUUGAUACUUGUAAUGUAUAGUAAUGUAUAUUACUAAUAGUUUUUAUGAAGACUGAAUUAAAAUAUUUCUACUUCUCAAA
This is a messenger RNA of Onychostruthus taczanowskii (white-rumped snowfinch), 2854 nucleotides long. Its product is annotated as inhibitor of apoptosis protein-like. The transcript has 8 exons. The record is from RefSeq and is a predicted model, not a curated record. NCBI's taxonomy places the organism in Eukaryota, Metazoa, Chordata, Aves, Passeriformes, Passeridae. Gene Ontology annotation, molecular function: cysteine-type endopeptidase inhibitor activity involved in apoptotic process. Gene Ontology annotation, biological process: regulation of cell cycle; negative regulation of apoptotic process. The coding region runs from base 442 to 2268 and encodes 608 amino acids. Gene Ontology annotation, cellular component: spindle microtubule; cytoplasm; nucleus.